Messenger RNA from Tetrahymena thermophila SB210, 1374 nucleotides. RefSeq lists its product as hypothetical. The transcript has a single exon. The record is from RefSeq and is a predicted model, not a curated record. NCBI's taxonomy places the organism in Eukaryota, Ciliophora, Oligohymenophorea, Hymenostomatida, Tetrahymenidae.
AUUAUGGGAGCCUGUUUCUCAGAUAAAAAACUUAGGAAAAAUAACAAUGUAUAUUUUAACUAAAAUACCUUGAAUGAUUCAUUAAGUAGAGAUUAAAAGUAUAAGUAAUAAUAAUUAAACUAAGAAAAUAGAGAAGUAUUCAAAUAAAAAUCCAAUGAAGGAUCUAAAUUAAAUCCUUCAAUUAGUUAAAUGCAAACUGAAACUUUAACCAAAGAUUCCUAAAAUUCAAAGCAAAAAUUCAAUACUCCAGAGCCUUAGCAGGAAAAUUAGUAAAAAUAAAUUCAAAACUAACAUAUAGAGUAAAAGUAAAAAAAAAUAAACUAACAAGAUAUAGAAGUGUUGUUUGAAUAAAAAAUUAAUGCGGGAUUUAAAAAAUAAAUUAGUUAAAUAUAAGAUUCCUAAAUUUAAAAGCAAAAAUUAAAUUCUUCUGAUUAGGAAAUUAAUUUUGACGAAAACAUGCAAGAAUAUUAAGACGUAUAAAAUUUAAAUUUAAGAAAUGUUGCUUCUCAAAAUACUAAUCCUAAUUAAAUUAAUAAUUAAUUUUAAAAUUCAAAAUAUUAAAAUCCUGAUGUAAACAAAAAUAUGGAAAAAUAAUAAGAUAAAAUAAAUUUUCCAAAUAAUACCUCUCAGAAUAAUACUAAAAUUAAUUAUUAAUUUUAAAUUCCAAAAUAAUAAAAUCCUGCUCAUAAGGAUUAACAUUUAGAGCCAUUAAAUUUAAAUGAAAGAAACGAACAAAAAUUAUUACUCUAAAAAAAGGAAUAUGAAUAAAAUAAAAAUGAGAAAUAAUAAUUAAAGCCUCCAAAUCCAAAAUAUUCUAAUUUUAAAGAUUAUAAUGUAAAUUUGAUUAAAGGUGUUGAAAUGUUACUAAAGAAAAGUAGCUCUGAAACUUUAUAAAUAAGUUAAUAUCCAGAUAAAUCCAUUAGAAUGAUAGCUUAAGAAUCUUCUAAUCCCAGUAUUUAUUAUUUAAACUACAUCCUUGAUUAUAAUCACAAAUAUGAAAUUUUAUUGGAUAUUAAAAAGAACAAUAUUUUAAAUAUCAUUUAAUUACAAUUAAAAACUGAGUCUUUUGAAGAUUUAACAAAUUUUAUUUACUAUAAUGAAAAUUAUGUGUCUAUUUAUCCAGAAAUUUAAGCAGAUAAAGGCAAAAAUAUUGUAGGAUAUUCUGAAUAAACAAUUGAAAAUUUGAAAUUAUAGAUUUGCUUAAAAGAUAGUGUUUAUAAAUGUAAAUUCGCAGGAAAUGAAUGCUCAAAUAAUGGAUUGAAAGAUUACGAUUCAUUUUAAAAUGGUUUUUUUGCAUUUUAUAUCAACUCAACAUAUAGUUAAGCUGAAAUAAUUUUAAAAUCUAUUAAAGUAGUUAAGGAGUUUGAAGAUUGA